Messenger RNA from Sorex fumeus (smoky shrew), 5518 nucleotides. It is a transcript of the gene TIAM2, whose product is annotated as TIAM Rac1 associated GEF 2. Gene Ontology annotation, cellular component: membrane; synapse. Gene Ontology annotation, molecular function: guanyl-nucleotide exchange factor activity; protein binding. Bases 7 to 5076 code for a protein of 1689 amino acids. The record is from RefSeq and is a predicted model, not a curated record. Gene Ontology annotation, biological process: small GTPase-mediated signal transduction; activation of GTPase activity; positive regulation of axonogenesis. Lineage: Eukaryota; Metazoa; Chordata; Mammalia; Eulipotyphla; Soricidae. The transcript is spliced from 25 exons.
GUGAAGAUGGGGAACUCGGAGAGUCAGUACACCCUCCAGGGCUCCAAAGCUCACAGCAGUGCUCUUGCCAGUGCUAAGCAGAAGCCUUGCUCGCUCAAGAUCCGCAGCCUUCACGCCAAAGACGAGAAGCCCCCGCACGGAUGGGGCCACGGGGCGGGCUACAAGUCCCGGGCCCUGGCCCGCAGCUGCCUGUCACACUUCAAGACCAAUCAGCCCUACACGGCGGCCAAGGGCUGUGCCCACGCCAAGCACAGGACCAGCGUCCCGGGAGGCAACUUCCAGGGCCUCCCUGUGCCUCUGUCCCCCGAGAACGGCUUCCAUGAGCCGCCAGCCCACCCCGCGGCCUUGCGAGACUUCAACGGUGCCCUGCACCCCUGCACCGGGCGCCCCGAGAGCCUGGCCUCCACGCCCCCCGACGAGGAGGACCGCGGAAGCCCCCGCGUUCUCAUCAAGACCCUGGGCAAGGUGGACGGCUGCCUCCGGGUGGAGUUCCACAGCGGGGGCGGCCAGGACCCGCCCGGCGGUGCCGACGGGCCAGUGCAGCUGCUACGCUACUCGCCGGUGGUGCUGACCCCUGGUGCCCACUCGCCGCCCAGCCCCCGUGGCCCCGCUGCCCGGCCACGCUCCAGCAAGGGCAGCAGCUCGCUGAGCUCCGAGUCCUCCUGGUACGACUCACCCUGGGGCCCCGGUGGUGGUGAGGUCAGCGAGCCCGAGGGCUCCUCGCCCGCUCCUGGCCCGCCCGACGUUGGCCACCACCACCCCGGCCUGCCCCCCGGCCUGCCCGGACACUUCCCCAGCCGUGACCCCCCAAAACCUUUCAACCAAAGCUCCUCCCUGUCCUCGCUCCGGGACCUCUACCCCCAGGCCCCCCUAGGCCCCCGGCUCUCAGCCGACGACAUCGGCCCGCAGCCCGGCCUCAGCAACCGCGUGUCCUUCGCGUCCGACAUGGACGUGCCCUCGCGCGUGGGGCGCGGGGACGCCCCCUACGCCUCCUUCACCCUCCCCUGCCGCAAGUCCAAAGCCCUGACCGAGGACGCGGCCAAGAGCUCCCUGAAGGCCCGCAUGCGGCGCAUCAGUGACUGGACCGGAAGCCUCUCGAGGAAGAAGAGGAAACUGCAGGAGCCAAGGUCCAAGGAGGGCAGCGAGUACUUCGACAGUCACUCCGAUGGCCUGAACGUGGAGCCGCUGGGGCUGCCGUCGGCGGGGGACUCGGCGCACACCCUGUCCCAGCGGAGCGAGUCGGCGCUGGCCCUGGGCAGCGACGCCCUCCGCCAGAACAUCUACGAGAACUUCAUGCGUGAGCUGGAGAUGAGCCGGGCGCACACGGAGCACGGGGACACGUCGUCGGGGACCGCCGAGUCCAGCAGCGAGUCGCUGAGUUCCCUGGAGCAGCUGGACCUGCUCUUCGAGAAGGAGCAGGGGGUGGUCCGCAAGGCUGGCUGGCUCUUCUUCAAGCCCCUUAUCACCCUGCAGAAGGAGCGGAAGCUGGAGCUGGUGACGCGCAGGAAGUGGAAGCAGUACUGGGUGACGCUGAAGGGCUGCACCCUGCUCUUCUAUGAGACCUACGGCAAGAACUGCACCGACCAGGCCAGCGCCCCGCGGUGUGCACUGCUUGCCGAGGACAGCAUCGUGCAGGCGGUGCCCGAGCACCCCAAGAAAGAGCACGUCUUCUGCCUCAGCAACGCCUUCGGCGACGUCUACCUGUUCCAGGCCACCAGCCAGACAGACCUGGAGAACUGGGUGACGGCACUGCACUCUGCGUGCGCCUCGCUCCUCGCCAAGCGGCAGGGCAAGGAGGACACUGUGCGGCUGCUGCGGAGUCAGGCCCGGAGCCUGGCGCAGAAGAUCGACAUGGACAGCAAGAUGCGCAAGAUGGCCGGGCUGCAGCUGGCCGUGGUCAGUGACCCCCGCAACAGGAAGGCCAUCGAGAACCAGAUUCAGCAGUGGGAGCAGAACCUGGAGAAGUUCCACAUGGACCUUUUCAGGAUGCGCUGCUACCUGGCCAGCCUGCAGGGCGGCGAGCUGCCCAAUCCCAAGAGCCUGCUGGCCGCGACCAGCCGCCCCUCCAAGCUGGCCCUCAGCCGCCUGGGUAUCUUGUCCGUUUCCUCCUUCCACGCUCUGGUGUGUUCCAGGGACGAGUCGGCGCUGCGGAAAAGGACGCUGUCCCUGACGCAGCGGGCGAGGAGCAAGAAGGGGAUCUUCUCCUCCCUAAAGGGCCUGGACACGCUGGCCAGGAAGGGCAAGGAGAAGAGGCCCUCCGUCACCCAGAUAUUCGAUUCAGGUGGCAGCCACGGAUUUUCUGGAACUCAGCUACCUCAGAACUCCAGUCGCUCCUGUGAGGUGGAUGACUUUCUGCAGAUCUACAGCCCCACGGGUGACAGCAUUCCCCAGGACAACCCGUGGGACGUCCCCACUGACGCUGCCUUUCAGGACACCCAAGGGGUGACCCUGAUGAUGAAGCCGGAGCACCGGGCGGAAGAUAUCCUCACCUUGGCGUGCAAGACAAGACAGCUGGAGCCCAGCCACCAUGGCCCACAGCUUCGAAAAUCAGUGGAUGAAAAUGCUGAGUGCAGCGUUCCCGCCCCCGAUGACUACGCUCACGGACAGGUGCCGGAUGACACCGAAGUCUUCCCCUUGAACUUGCACGACGUGCGGCUCACCAAGACCGGGGGCGUGUCUGACUUCGGGUUCGCAGUGACAGCGCAGGUGGACGAGCACCAGCAUCUCAGCCGGAUCUUUAUCAGCGACGUUCUCCCUGACGGCCUGGCAUACGGCGAAGGGGUGAGGAAGGGGAGUGAAAUCAUGACCCUGAACGGGGAAGCCGUGGUGGGGCUGGACGUGCGGCAGAUGGAGGCCCUGUUCUCCGAGAAGAGCGUGGGGCUGACGCUCCUGGCCCGGCCCCCCGCCCCCCAGGGGACCCUCAGUGGCUCGUGGUCAGACACGGACCUCUUCUUGGGGGACCAGAAGAGCCUGCUGCCCCCGCCAAACCAGUCCCAGCUGCUGGAGGAAUUCCUGGACAACUUGAAAAAGAACACCCCAAACGACUUCAGCAAUGUCCCCGACAUCUCAGCCUGCCUGAAGAGGAGUCGGACGGAUGGCUCGCUGGAUCGGGCAGCCCGCGGGGAGAGGCCGGAGCAGACCUUCCGGAGCACCGAGCAGAUCGUGGCGCUGUGCAGGAGUUUCCAGGACCCCCAGACAGACGGCAUGGAAGGACCCACGACCAUCCAGGAGCCCCCCACGAGGCCGCUGGCCCGGCACCUGUCCGAGGCUGACCGGCUCCGCAAGGUCAUCCAGGAGCUGGUGGACACAGAGAAGUCCUACGUGAAGGACCUGAGCUGCCUCUUCGAACUCUACUUGGAGCCGCUGCAGAACGAGGCCUUCCUGACCCAGGACGAGAUGGAGUCACUGUUUGGGAGCCUGCCAGAGAUGCUGCAGUUCCAGAAGGUGUUUCUGGAAACGCUGGAGGCCGGGAUCUCCGCCGCAUCCGACUUCGACACGCUGGAAACCCCCUCCCAGUUCCGAAAACUUCUCUUCUCGCUGGGGGGCUCGUUCCUCUAUUACGCGGACCACUUUAAGCUGUACAGCGGAUUCUGCGCCAACCACAUCAAAGUGCAGAAGGUUCUGGAGAACGCUAAGACAGAUGCGGCCUUCAAGGCCUUCCUGGACGCGCGGAACCCCACCAAGCAGCACUCGUCCACGCUGGAGUCGUACCUCAUCAAGCCCGUCCAGAGGGUGCUCAAGUACCCGCUGCUGCUGCGGGAGCUCGUGUCACUCACCGACCACGAGAGCGAGGAACACUACCACCUGACAGAGGCCCUGAAGGCCAUGGAGAAGGUCGCCAGCCACAUCAAUGAGAUGCAGAAGAUCUAUGAGGACUACGGGACCGUGUUUGACCAGCUGGUUGCUGAACAGAGCGAGACAGAGAAGGAGGUCACGGAACUCUCCAUGGGGGAGCUCCUGAUGCAUUCAACCGUGGCCUGGCUCAACCCCUUCCUGUCGCUGGGCAAAGCCAGGAAGGACCUGGAGCUGACCGUGUUUGUGUUUAAGAGAGCCGUCAUACUCGUGUAUAAGGAAAACUGUAAGCUGAAGAAGAAGCUGCCUUCCAAUUCCCGGCCGGCCCACGGCUCUGCCGACCUGGACCCAUUCAAGUUCCGUUGGCUGAUCCCCAUCUCGGCCCUUCAGGUCCGGUUGGGGAACACGGCAGGGACAGAGAACAGCGCCCUCUGCGAACUGAUUCACACCAAGUCCGAGCUGGAAGGACGGCCCGAGACAGUCUUCCAGCUGUGCUGCAGUGACAGUGAGAGCAAGACCAACCUGGUCCGGGUGAUCCGGUCCAUCCUGCGGGAGAACUUCCGGCGCCACAUCAAGAGCGAGCUGGAGAGGCCCUGCAAGGAUCGCCCGGGGCCGCUCAAGAACCGCGUGCCCGUGUCGGCCAAGCUAGCGUCCUCCCGCUCCCUGAAGAGCAUCAAGAACUCCUCCAGCGGCGAGGGCCCGGGGGAGCCCGCCAAGGGCGGCUCCCUGGACUCAGACGAGGGCAGCCUGAGCGGUAGCACCCAGAGCACAGCCGGCAGCAUGCAGGACGCCCUGCCCCAGCCCCUCCCUGCCCUGGCCCAUCUCCCCGACGGCCUCAUCAAGGAGAGCGACAUCCUGAGUGACGAGGAGGAGGAGGAGGAGGAGGAAGAAGAAGAGGAGGAGGCAGAGGAGGAGGCAGCGGAGGAGCAGGAGGAGGAGGUGGAGGAGGAUGGGGGCUACCCUCGCACCCCCAGGCCGGCCAGCCCCACCAAGGACAUCGAACUCCAGUUCCAGCGUCUGAGGAUCUCGGAGGAGCCGGGCGGGGGGCAGCCCAAGCUGGUCCGCGGGCACUUCUGCGCCAUCAAGCGCAAAGCCAACAGCACCAAGAGGGACCGGGGCACGCUGCUGAAGGCACAGGUGCGUCACCAGUCCCUGGACAGCCCCUCGGAGCACGCCGGCCUGCAUCUCGGCACCGUGCUGGACCGCGAGUUCGGGGUGCCGCGCUUGACGGCCGUCGGCCACGAGGACCGUCUGCUCGGAGCCGAGAGCCCUGGGGCCUCCUAGGAGGGUCCCACCGUGGAUGCGGCUCCCCGGGGAAUUGUGGUGGGGGGGGGGGGGACGACUCAUGUUUCCCUCUCAGACUGGUGGGAAAGCAGAGAACUGCAGAGGAACUGAGCCUCGGCCCGGGCUCUGCACGGUCUGUGUCUUCCCACGACGUAGCUGUAAAGAUUUUAAGUUAUUUUUAAUUUAUUGUGGAUCAGAAAACUAGAUGAAACUGGUCGGAAUCUGUAAAUGACUUAGUUUACAUCCCCUUUUGAGCAGGUAUCAAAAUGAAACAAAAACAAAACAAAACAAACAAAAAAAAACGACGUCUAGAAGAUCUUUAAAAAUGUCAUUCUAUUUUAAUUUAUGUGGAAAAGGUGGGAAGCAGAUACUUUUCAGAAGAUGAGAUUUCCCUUCCCCCCCACCCCCCCAAUCCUCUGGGCAUUUCCUUUGAUCUUUUUUU